GCAGAGGCUGGUGCAAAUUGAGUACAUUCGGGGACUGACCCCAUACUGCUUUCCCACAUGGACCAGAACUCCUCUGGCCUCCAGAGCAAGGGGACAGUAGCUCCCGACAGCACACAAAAUGAAACCCAAGACUCUCUGAAAGUGACCUCCAGCCUCCCAGAUGCCACCCAAGGUCAACAGGUCAACAUACAAGCACCUGUGCCCAUCAUCCACACUCGAGGACCCAACAUCCAGGAACCAUCAACAUCCACACCUAUGACCCGAAGGGUGAGCAUCCAGGAACCGCCAGCAUCCGUCUUUCUUCCUCGGAAGCUCAGUGUCCAGUCUUCCCCUCGAAGGCUCAGCACUCAAGAGACCCGUUCUCAGGGUUUUCAGUCCAAUACACAAGACAUACAAUCUGUUGCCUACAAUCGCUGGCUUAGUUCCAGAGAGGGCUCUGCCCUUUACCAUAAUCGCCUACUUGACAUCCUAAACUCGCAUACUCUGUGCAGUGUCCAGCCAGAAACCCACAACUUACAAACUGACAGCCACCUCUCCUUGACCCUGUCACACAACCUCAAAAGAGAAACCAGGGCCAGUGUGGACAUCCCCCCAUCUAUAACACACAGUCCAGAGGCCAGCAUCAGGAGCUUUGAGUCCUUCGUCUGGGACUCCAAGGACGAUUCGGGAGGAUUGCCACACUACUCUCUGUCCAGUCAGAGUACUCUUGGCAGUUCCUUCAAAUUGUCAAGCAAUUCUACUGCACUGGGCUCCAGCAGAAAGCAGAGCAAACGCUGGUCACUGGUGCCCAUCAGCUGGAAACUGUUGCUCGAAGCCAAGAAGAUCACCCGGUACCUUAGCCUGGUCCUGACUGUGGCCGGUAUGCUGAUGCUCAACCUCAUCGCCUUGUGGCAGCCCUGGAUCCACUUCCAAGUGCCUCUGUCGCCCACAGGGAGCACCAAUAGUUCCAAGAGCAUCCCCAUCGACACCAUCUUCUUCAUGCGCUGCCCUGACAUCUCCUGCAUGAAUGAAUAUGACAAGAAUGCUUACCUGCUGGACCUGGCCUGGGCCUGCCUUCUCAUCUCCGGUAUCAUGAGCUUCUGUGUCUGCAUGGGUCUCAUCAGCACCAUAUUCUUCCCCAGCACCAACAUGCCCUUGAUGGACUUCUCGCUCUUCAUCUGCAGCCUCAUGACAGGGGUCAGCAUCAUUCUGGGGGUCCUCUUCUACCUGAUGCAAGCCCGAAAGUUCUUACAGGAAGGCAUGACCUACAUGCUGGGGAGAAGCUUCUACCUGGCCUGGAUCAACGUCUUCUUCUUCUUCAUGAUUGGUCUCUUCUCCUAUCUGAACUACAUGAACUUCUGGUCCAUCCUGGCAGUCCAGGCCAUAUGGUCUUAG
Molecule: messenger RNA, 1374 nt
Organism: Chionomys nivalis (European snow vole)
Lineage: Eukaryota; Metazoa; Chordata; Mammalia; Rodentia; Cricetidae
Exons: 5
Coding region: 58-1374 (438 amino acids)
Source: RefSeq, a predicted model, not a curated record